Messenger RNA from Solanum tuberosum (potato), 1541 nucleotides. RefSeq lists its product as uncharacterized. The coding region runs from base 931 to 1464 and encodes 177 amino acids. The transcript is spliced from 2 exons. The record is from RefSeq and is a predicted model, not a curated record. Lineage: Eukaryota; Viridiplantae; Streptophyta; Magnoliopsida; Solanales; Solanaceae.
AUAGUCUCAUCAUUGCCCAUUGACUUUUAUUGUUUCCUUGAAUAACUGAAUGGCAUUUUGGGUACUGCUGUUUAUGCUGCAUUUCUGCCUUAUUAAGAAUUUUAGUUUUGAUUUUAAUUUUCUAGAGAUUAGAAAGCUUUGCAAUCUUGGGCACCUACUGGUUGUAACUCCGGCUAUUUAGAUAUUAAACAAAAACAGUUCCCUUUAAUUAUUUAAGAUCUGUACAUUUUUUGAACUAUGUCAAGGGGGAAGUUGGAUCUUUUAAGAGGUGCCUAGCGCUUUCAUCAAUAUGAAAGAGGAAGCCUCAGGUCUGUACCUGUACAAUUAGGGCUCUUAGGCUACAGCUUCCACUGCAGGACAUGAGUUGAAGUGAGUGCUUAAGGGGGAUAAGCUUCAGUGGGCGAGGUAAUCGGCUAGCUGGGAAUUCAUUUUUAGGGCUAAGUCCCAAGGAGGCAGGUUUAAUCUAGUACGAGAGGAACUGUCGAUUCACAUAAUUGGUCAUCACGCUUGGUUGAAAAGCAAGUGGCACGAAGCUACCCUGUGCUAGAUUAUGACUGAAAGCCUCUACCCUUCAACUAUUUAGCCAUGUUUGAAGGAAUAUCAAGACUUUGGAUGCUCUGGAAGACAAUCAAAAGACUGUGGCCAUCCUUUAUCCCCAAUCUAUACUUUAGGAUUGGUAAUGGGGUGAAAACCAGUUUCUGGAAUGAACUCUGGUUAGGGGAAGAGAAUUUGAAGAUCAUGUUCCCAGAUCUUUAUAUAUUGAGCCUACAACAGAUGGACACUGUGGCAUAGGUGUGGAGCCCUUAAGGUUGGGAUUUGAUCUUUAGGAAGGCUUUAAAUGACUGGGAGGUUGAUAGAGUAGCAGGAUUACUACAGACACUAAAUGCAUUUCCAGGGGUCACUAAAGGUCCUGAUACUCCAAUUUGGAAAAUGCACAAGAAAGGGAUUUUUUCUGUGAAAUCUUGUUGCUGGAGCUUAAAUUCUAAUCAGACUAUGGAAAUGGAAUGGCCUUGGAAACUAAUUUGGAAAAUCAAGAUUCCUCACAAGGUCUCAGGUUUCACUUGGUUGGCAAUUAGGAAAGCACGUCUAACUCAUGAAGUGUUACAAAGAAGAGGUAUACAGAUUUUCUCAAGAUACAUGUGUGGGGAAGAGGCAGAAGUUAACAGUCACUUAUUCUUACACUGCAGAACAUCUAUAAAUCUGUGGGACAUGUUCUUAUGUAUACUUGGAGUUAACUGGGUAAUUCCCAAGACUACUUUAGACUUGCUGAGACACUGGGAAGGAGUGGGCAGAAGAAGAAGAUCCAAAGAGGACUGGUGGAAAUGCAUCCCAGCCUGCAUUUGGUGGACAUUGUGGAAGGAAAGAAAUGAAAGAUCACAUGAUGGGAAACUUAACAGCAUUCAGAAAAUCAAGAUGAAUAGCUUGAGCCAGCUGUACUUUUGGUGUAAACAGGAUUUGGCAUAGAGGGACAGUCGUAGAAGUCUUUGAAGGCUUAUCGGUUGUGUUUGUUGCUCUUGAUGAUGGGAAGAAGAACUUGGAAC